UUUAAACAACAAUUCUCUUCCUCUUCUUCUUCAAUGGAUGAUCAGGUUGACCACAAGAACACUUCUUUAGAUGAAGUUAUCUUCACGAGCGUAGCCGACUGCUUACAAAGCUCACUAGUAAUGGAUUAUAACUCACUAGAGAAGGCCUUCAAGUUCUCACCUUAUAAUUACCCUUGCCAACCGAUUUCAGCGUCUAAUAUGGGCCAAAUAGUGAAUUACCCUUACUUAAACCUCACUCCAAUUUCUCCAAUAGUCUCUUCUUCCUCCAAUGAAGCCGACCCUAAAGAGAACGUGGGCGAUAAGAGUGGCCCAAUGGAGAAUCACAACGAUGGAGACCAACAUGGUGUUGGUGAAACCUCCAAGCAAUUGACAAAACAAGGAAAAGGGAAAGGAGAGAAGAAAGAAAGAGAAGCUAGGGUUGCCUUUAUGACCAAAAGCGAGGUGGAUCAGCUUGAAGAUGGUUAUAGAUGGAGAAAAUAUGGACAAAAAGCCGUCAAGAACAGCCCCUAUCCAAGGAGUUACUAUAGGUGCACAGCGCAGAAGUGUAACGUGAAGAAACGCGUAGAGAGAUCGUUUCAAGAUCCGUCGAUCGUAAUUACAACUUACGAAGGAAAACACUACCAUCCAAUCCCAUCGACGUUAAGAGGUCCCAUGGUCGGGGAGCAUCUAUUAGGCCACCAUGGAAGUGGUAUCCUCCAUAGCUUCAAACGUUACCAUCAACAGUUUCUCAUGAAGAAUCAACAUCCGGUCAAUUAUCAAUCAGCAGGAACUGUAACGUAUCAACAACGUCAUGGUGACUCUAGUAAUUAUAGUAAUCAUCAACAAGUUGUUGACUGUGGUCUUCUUCAGGACAUUGUUCCUUCAAAAUUCUUGAAGCAUGAAUCUUGAGAGAUAGUACUAGAGACCUGGAUCUUUCUUUUUCAUGUGUUAGUAUUUAUACACACAUUAUAUAUAAGCAUAAAUAACCUAGUUUGUUGUAUAUAAACAUGUUUGUGUAUCUAUUCCAUG
Brassica oleracea var. oleracea is the source of this 1008-nucleotide messenger RNA. RefSeq names its product probable WRKY transcription factor 71. The transcript has 3 exons. The record is from RefSeq and is a predicted model, not a curated record. Gene Ontology annotation, molecular function: DNA-binding transcription factor activity; sequence-specific DNA binding. NCBI's taxonomy places the organism in Eukaryota, Viridiplantae, Streptophyta, Magnoliopsida, Brassicales, Brassicaceae. Bases 34 to 888 code for a protein of 284 amino acids. Gene Ontology annotation, biological process: regulation of DNA-templated transcription.